AUGGAAAAGUCAUUCGUAACAAAGAAAGAUUGGUUGCUCAAGGAUACUCCCAACAAGAAGUACCAGUGGAACGUGCCAAAUUCUAGGACAAUCCUUGAUCUCCUGGCAAGUAAGAAGCAAACUUCAGUUGCACUAUCUGCUGCACUAUCUACUGCAGAGUUCGAGUAUCUAGCUGUUGGAAGCUGUGGUACCCAAUUAUUAUGGAUGAUGCAUCAAUUGCUUGAUUAUUAUCUUUCUUAUGAAGUUGUUCCUAUUUUUUGCGAUAAUGCCAGUGCUAUUAGCUUUAGCAGCAGCCAGCAGCUAGCAGCCAGCAGCCAGCAGCCAGCAGCUGCACAACCAGCAACAACCGGCGACCAGCACUCGGCGACCAGCAGCAGGCGUCAGCAACCGCCAGUUCCGUCGACCAGCAGCAGCAGCCGCCAGUCCCGUCAACCAGCAGCACACACAGCAGUAGCAACCGCCAGCCACCAGCCCCAGUCGACCAGCAGGGCUCAGGCAGCCGCAGCACCACGCACAGCAGCAGCCGGCGACCGGCAGGCGACAACCAUCAGCUUUCAGAUGGCUGAACAAAAUCAAUCAAAUGUGGGUGUGGCUAAUCAAAGUCGAAUAAGUAUGGCUGAUUCUACGGAUAAUACACCUACUACUAGCAAUGAUGCCUCAAUUGGCACAGAGGAAACAAAAAAAAGAAAAGAAAUGGAUCCUAGGUCUACUGUUUGGCAACACUUCGAAAAUUUUUUUGAAAAUGGUUUAUUAGUUAAAGCAAAGUGUUUACAUUGUAAACAAAAUUAUGCUGCUAAUACAACUAGAAAUGGAACAAGUGGACUGAGACAACAUUUGACUAACCGAUGUAAAGUGUAUAAGCCCCCGCCUGUUGCACCUGGCAUUCAAAAAUUGUUAAAUAUUCAAAGUAACAGUUCUUCGAUAGAGACUUGGAAAUUUGAGCAAGAGGUAUGUAGAAGAGCUUUAGUUGAGAUGAUAAUUUUGGAUGAGCUACCUUUUAGUUUUGUUGAAAAAGAAGGCUUUAAGAAGUUUAUGAGUAAAGUUCAACCUUUGUUUCGGAUUCCUUCUCGUAGAACCAUAACAAGGGAUUCUUAUGAAGUUUAUGGUGAAUUGAGAAUGAAUUUGAAAAUGUCUUUUAGAGAAAUACAACCAAGAAUUUGUCUCACAACAGACACAUGGACCUCGGUGCAAAGAAUCAAUUAUAUGUGUUUGACUGCUCACUUUAUUGAUAGGGAUUGGGUGCUUCAUAAAAGAAUAUUGAAUUUUUGUCCUAUCACUAGUCAUAAAGGUGAGCAUUUGGCUGAGUGUAUUAGUAAUUGUUUACUUGAUUGGAACUUGGACAAUGUCUUUACUGUUACGGUUGAUAAUGCCUCUUCAAAUGAUGUGGCGGUUUUAGAGUUGUCCAAAAAAUUAGAUAUGUGGGGAACUAAUAUGAUGGAAGGUAAGCAUCUACAUGUGAGAUGUAUGGCUCACAUACUUAAUUUAAUUGUGCAAGAUGGUUUGAAAGAAAUUGGUCCUUCUAUCAAACGGGUGAGACAAAUGGUGAAAUAUGUUAGAUCAUCUUCUACAAGGACAAGAAACUUCUUGAAAUGUGUUGAAAUGCAAAAAAUAGAAUGUGAUAAAAUGUUGUCUUUAGAUGUGCCUACUAGGUGGAAUUCCACCUAUUUGAUGUUGGACACGGCAGAAAAAUUUGAAAAGGCUUUUGAGAGGUUUGAUCUUUAUGAUGGUAAUUUUAAUUAUUUUCUUGCUACUGAUGUUUGUGAAGAUGGAAGUAUUGCAGGUUCAAUUCAAUAUGAGGAUUGGGCUAAUGUGAGGAAUAUCACAAAGUUUCUUGAAAAAUUUUAUGAGCUCACAUUGAAAGUUUCAGGUUCACGGUAUGUUACUUGUAAUGUUCAUUUUGAGGAUAUAUGUGAGCUUGAUGCAUACUUGAAAGUAUGUAUGACAAGUGAUGAUGUUGAUUUGAGUAAAAUGGCUUCGGGGAUGAAAGAAAAGUUCAAGAAAUAUUGGGGUACUCCUGAAAAGAUGAACAAAAUGCUUUUUAUUGCUUCUGUUUUGGAUCCUCGCAAUAAAUUUAUGUAUGUUAGUUUUGCUCUUGAAGAAUUACUUGGGGAAGAAAAGGGACAGAUAGUGAAUAAUGAAGUAAAUGCUUACUUAAAGAAUUUGUUUGCGAUCUAUGUAAGUAAGUAUGCAAAAGGUUCUAAAAAUCAAUCAUCUUCAUCUGACUCCUCUGAUUCAUCUACUUAUGGUCUUUCUCAAAAUGUGAAAACAAAUUCUUUGAGAACUAAGUUUUACAUGAAGAAACAAAAGGAAGAUUCUGGAAGUUUAGGUGUUAAAUCUGAGUUGGAUAGAUAUCUUCUUGAAGACCAAGAGCCUGAAUCUGAGGACUUUGAUAUUUUGAUUUGGUGGAAAGUUAAUUCUCCUAGAUUUCCUAUACUUUCACAGUUGGCUCGAGAUGUAUUGGCUAUUCCUAUGUCGAGUGUGGCAUCGGAAUGUGCAUUUAGUACGGGUGGUCGUAUUCUUGAUCCCUUUAGAAGUUCAUUGACUCCCAAAUGUGUGCAAUGCCUUAUUUGUGUUCAAGAUUGGCUUAGACAAGAAACUAAGCCUAUUUGUGUUGAAGAAAGUUUGGAGUUUCUUGAAAAAAUUGAACUUGAGAUGGCAAAUAGUGGAAGAAACUCUUCCAUUGUUGAUCUAUGAUUGGCUUGCAAGUCUCAAGUAUUUAAUAGUGGUCCAAAGUCGAGACAAUGAAGAAAGGUGUAAAGUACCAAGUUUUGUUAGUGUUUUGGUAAUUUUGUUGGCACUUGAGACUUCAAAGUGGUCUCAUGGAAGAAAGUCAAGAAACUACAUUGUUUCUCAUUAUUGUUAUUUGUUAUUGUUGGCACUUGAAACUUGAAAGUGGUCUCAUGGAAGAGGCUACAUUGUUUGUUGCUCAUUAUUGUUGUUUGUUAUUGUUGGCACUUGAAACUUGAAGUGGUCUCAUGGAAGAGGCUACAUUGUUUGUUGCUCAUUAUUGUUGUUUGUUAUUGUUGGCACUUGAAACUUGAAGGUGGUCUCAUGGAAGAGGCUACAUUGUUUGUUGUUUGUUAUUGUUGGCACUUGAAACUUGAAGGUGGUCUCAUGGAAGAGGCUACAUUGUUUGUUGCUCAUUAUUGUUGUUUGUUAUUGUUGGCACUUGAAACUUGAAGGUGGUCUCAUGGAAGAGGCUACAUUGUUUGUUGUUUGUUAUUGUUGGCACUUGAAACUUGAAGGUGGUCUCAUGGAAGAGGCUACAUUGUUUGUUGUUUGUUAUUGUUGGCACUUGAAACUUGAAGGUGGUCUCAUGGAAGAGGCUACAUUGUUUGUUGUUUGUUAUUGUUGGCACUUGAAACUUGAAGGUGGUCUCAUGGAAGAGGCUACAUUGUUUGUUGUUUGUUAUUGUUGGCACUUGAAACUUGAAGGUGGUCUCAUGGAAGAGGCUACAUUGUUUGUUGUUUGUUAUUGUUGACACUUGAAACUUGAAGGUGGUCUCAUGGAAGAGGCUACAUUGUUUGUUGCUCAUUA
Messenger RNA from Solanum stenotomum, 3537 nucleotides. RefSeq names its product zinc finger BED domain-containing protein RICESLEEPER 2-like. The record is from RefSeq and is a predicted model, not a curated record. Bases 1 to 2694 code for a protein of 897 amino acids. The transcript is spliced from 8 exons. Gene Ontology annotation, molecular function: protein dimerization activity; DNA binding. Lineage: Eukaryota; Viridiplantae; Streptophyta; Magnoliopsida; Solanales; Solanaceae.